Molecule: messenger RNA, 1614 nt
Organism: Aspergillus japonicus CBS 114.51
Lineage: Eukaryota; Fungi; Ascomycota; Eurotiomycetes; Eurotiales; Aspergillaceae
Product: MFS transporter
Exons: 1
Coding region: 1-1614 (537 amino acids)
Biological process (GO): transmembrane transport
Cellular component (GO): membrane
Molecular function (GO): transmembrane transporter activity
Source: RefSeq, a predicted model, not a curated record
AUGGCGCCUCCCGGAGAGUACGCUGUCCUGAAUAGGGAAGUCCCAUUCCUCCGCCUGAUCUUCGACGAUGGCUUCAUCACCCACGACAUCCUGGACCACCGUUACGAAGGCUCUGGCACCGAUGCUCACCCAUACAUCGUCACCUGGCUGGCUGACGACCCCCGCGACCCGAUGGCCUUCCGCGACACCACGAAAUGGGCUAUCGCCGUGCUUUCCACCCUGGCGAGCCUGAUCGUGGCGUUGUGCUCCUCGGCGUACUCCGCCGGACUAGCCGACAUCAUCGACGAAUUCCACGUCUCCGCAGAGGUCGCACUCCUGGGAUCCUCGUUCUUCGUCCUCGGGUUUGCGCUGGGCCCGUUGCUUUUGGGUGCGCUGAGUGAGGCCUACGGACGUCGGAUGAUCAUGCUGGCGAGCGGCGUGUUUCUGACGGCAUUCAGCGCGGGCGCUGCAGCAUCUCCCAAUAUCGCGACGGUGAUCAUUCUCCUUUUUCUCGCGGGCAGCCUGGGGUCCGCGCCCGUGGCUGUCUCCGGGGGCGUGAUAGCCGAUUUGUUUUCAGCCAAGGCCCGAGGGGCACCCAUGGGGCUCUACGCGGCAGUUCCCUUCCUUGCCGUGCUAGGUCCGGUUAUCGGUGCCGCGGUCGAGGUUGUGGGUGGUUGGCGUUGGAUCCAGGGGGCCAUGGCUAUACUCGCGGGUACAGUCACUCUGGCCCUGUUCUGGCUGCUGCCGGAGACAUAUGCGCCCGUGCUGCUGGCCAGUCGCGCCAGGCAGUUGACGAAAACCACAGCCCGCGUCUACCGCAGUGUAAUGGACAUCGGACACAGCCGUGACCACAUUGUCGGGAACGAGCUGCGCACGCUUCUUCUCCGGCCGUGGGUGCUUCUCUUCCGCGAGCCGAUCGUCCUGCUUCUCUCUGUCUACAGCUCCAUUCUCAAUGGGAUCACGUACAUGUCUUUCGCCGCCUACCCAAUCGUAUUCCAGCAGAUCCGGAGCUGGAACUCACUGGAUACCGGGUUGACCUUCAUCGGGAUGCUGGCUGGGGUUCUGUGUGCAAUCCCCCACGUCCUUGUCUCCCACACGGAAUAUGUCAAGAAGAUGUCCCGGACUCGCUACCGGGACACAGCCCGCUUACCACCAGAAGUGCGUCUGCUAGACGCUUUCCCCGCCAGCAUUGCCCUCCCAGUGGGUUUGUUUUGGUUCGCGUGGACAAUAGCUCCUGUGAGCAUUCCCUGGAUCGUUCCCGUUCUGGGGAGUGUCCCGGUUGGGUACGGCUUGUUGAUGAUCUUUCUGCCCUGCUACAAUUAUCUGGUCGACUCGUAUACGAUUUAUGCAGCGUCCGUCAUGGCUGCAUGCACCCUCAUGAACUCUGUCUUUGCAGCUGCAUUCCCUUUGUUUACGGAUCAGAUGUAUCAAGGCUUGGGACCGCAGUGGGCGGCGUCGGUGCCGGCGUUCUUGGCUUUGGCGUGUGUUCCAAUCCCGUUUGUGUUGUAUAGGUAUGGGGCGUUGAUUCGGGCGCGGUGCUUCUACGCUGCAGAGGCGGAUGCGUAUCUUGAUCGGAUGCUCAGGGUGGAGGUUCGAGAGGUGGAAGAGUGGAAGGAUAUGCACUGUCAGGGUUGA